AUGCAACCAACAAAACAAGCAGUUAAUUUGCUUCAAAAUCUCAUUUUUUUUCAGGAUCGAUUUUCUGAUUUUGACAAAGAAGAGCUUGACCGGGCAAUUGCACUCUCUAUUGCCGAAGAAGACGCGAAAGGGAAAAAAGUAGUAGAUGAUGAUGAUGAUGAUGAUGAGUCCCGAUUGCAGGAAGAUGAAGAGCUGGCCAAGGCUAUCCAAGAAGGCUGGAAUCUGAAGUUAUCUCCACCUCGUUCGCCUCCUUCUCCAUCACCUCCACAUCGAUCACCUAGAUAUGAUUACGGAAUUUCUUAUCGCCUUAUCCUUUCACGAACCCUUCAGCAUACAGAGUGUUUUCUUUGUAAUGCUUGCAAUCACCCAAUAUCGGAUUAUGAGGUAGUUAAGUUUUCCUUGUCUGCUAAUCAUCCUUUUCAUAAGUCCUGCUACAAGGACCUGCAUCACCCGAAAUGCGAUGUCUGUAAACAGUUCAUCUCAACAAAUGGGGCCGGACUUAUCGAGUACAGAGCACAUCCUUUCUGGCACCAAAAGUACUGCCCUACGCACGAACAUGAUGGGACACCUCGCUGUUGCAGUUGUGAAAGAAUGGAGCCUGUGGAUGCCAGAUAUUUAAUUCUUGAUGAUGGAAGGAAGCUCUGUUUGGAGUGCCUUGACUCGUCAAUAAUGGAUACCCACGAGUGCCAGCCCCUUUACCUCGAAAUACAGGAAUUUUACGAGGGUUUAAACAUGAAGGUGGAGCAGCAAGUCCCGUUACUCUUGGUCGAGAGACAAGCUCUUAAUGAGGCCAUGGAAGGAGAGAAAAAUGGUCAUCACCAUAUGCCCGAGACCAGAGGACUUUGCCUGUCGGAAGAGCAAACUGUUAGCACGAUAUUGAGGCGGCCGAGAAUAGGUGGAUACCGAAUAGUAGACAUGAUCACGGAGCCUUACAAGCUCGUUCGGAAAUGUGAAGUAACGGCAAUCCUUAUUUUGUACGGUUUGCCUAGGCUGUUGACUGGUUCGAUUUUGGCUCAUGAGAUGAUGCAUGCAUGGCUACGACUCAGAGGUUAUCCAAAUCUUAGUCCAGACGUAGAAGAAGGCAUAUGCCAAGUGCUGGCCCAUAUGUGGUUAGAUUCUGAAAUUGUAGCCGGUUCUGGUAGUAAUGCGGCAUCUACUUCAUCUUCAUCAUCAUCAUCUUCUUCUUCUUCAUCUGCCUUAUCGUCAUUGACAUCAUCAUCGUCUGGAUCCUCGAAAAAGGGAAAACGGUCUGAAUUCGAGAAAAAGCUGGGUGAGUUUUUCAAGCACCAGAUAGAAUCGGAUUCUUCUGCUGCUUAUGGAGAUGGGUUCAGAGAAGGGAAUAAGGCAGUGCUCAAGUAUGGCCUCAAGAGGACUCUCGACCAUAUUCGACUCACCGGAAGCUUCCCUUGUUAA
Molecule: messenger RNA, 1413 nt
Organism: Striga hermonthica
Lineage: Eukaryota; Viridiplantae; Streptophyta; Magnoliopsida; Lamiales; Orobanchaceae
Source: the annotation of a GenBank genome assembly